This is a messenger RNA of Clupea harengus (Atlantic herring), 1102 nucleotides long. Its product is annotated as CD99 molecule (Xg blood group). The record is from RefSeq and is a predicted model, not a curated record. The transcript has 15 exons. Gene Ontology annotation, biological process: T cell extravasation; positive regulation of neutrophil extravasation; homotypic cell-cell adhesion. Bases 1 to 843 code for a protein of 280 amino acids. NCBI's taxonomy places the organism in Eukaryota, Metazoa, Chordata, Actinopteri, Clupeiformes, Clupeidae. Gene Ontology annotation, cellular component: plasma membrane.
AUGAUAUUGAUAUUUCUGGUCAUUGUGUUUAAAGCAGUGCCAACAGAAUCAGCCCCAGAGGAGGCGGUAGCUCCUGAGGAAGACGCCACAGAAGCAGACACAGAAGCAGCCGCAGAAGCUCCUGUAGAGGAAGAAGCGGCAGUAGAGGAAGAAGAGGCAGUAGAGGAAGAAGCGGCAGUAGAGGAAGAAGCGGCAGUAGCGGAAGAAGCUCCUGUAGAGGCAGAAGCUCCUACUUUUACUCAAACCUUUGUCUUUUUAUGUAUAUCUUUGACAGGUGAUACAGCCGAUGCAGCUGUUCCAGAGGAAACUGCAGCUCCCCCACCAUCAGAAGACGCAGAGGCAGAAGCUGAAGGUGAAGCUGACUCAUCUGAUGCAGCUACUCCAGAGGGUACUGCAGCACCAGCAGAAGAGGAGCCCCCCGUGGAAGGUGGAUCUGACACAGACACAGGCGAUUCUCCAGAUGCUACAGUAGAUGCCACGGUGUCGGAAGAGGAAGCGGAGCAUGUUGGAGGUGGAUUUGAUCUAAGUGAUGCUCUUGAGCCAGCCAAUGAACCUCCUGCUGACUCAGAUCCCGUUGAGGGCAAAGGCAGAGCACGCUCUGCUGGAGCUGCAUCUGGCCAGGAUGGGGCUGAAGAACCUAAAGAGGCUGGAUUUGGUAACAUUGCUGGUAUUUUGAGUGGAAUUGGAGUAGCGCUGGUUGGGGCAGCCGCUGGUUACUUCACCUACCAGAAGAAGAAGCUUUGCUUCAAGGCUCAAGGAGCUGACCCAGAGAGCGGACACAAAGAGGACCCUGGGACACAGGCUGAGCCUCAGGUUCUCAGCAACCUUCUUAGUUCAUCAUAAAUGGCGGUUGUUGGGGGAGGAUCUACAACAUGAAUGCUAAUGUCUACUGAGUUGUAGUUGGAGUGAAGUAUGUCAUUUUUAGGGCCUUAAUGUGAAAUGUGGUUUUAAGAUUUUGCUGGAAUGUGUGCAAAGGCAAAGAUCUGAGAGCCUUUGGUAAAGAAUGUGAAAAUGUGUUGCAUUGGUCCAUCUUUAAUGUUACCUCCAAGUAGUGCCUUAUCUCUGCAGGGAAAGGAAGCAUCUGGGUUUUUUUUUUUUUUUU